This is a messenger RNA of Paraglomus occultum, 418 nucleotides long. NCBI's taxonomy places the organism in Eukaryota, Fungi, Glomeromycota, Glomeromycetes, Paraglomerales, Paraglomeraceae. The record is from the annotation of a GenBank genome assembly.
AUGAACAACAACGACGACUUUAUCUACGUCGUCCGCAUUAGCACAAGAAUCAGACUACCUGGCUUUAAACAACGCAAGCCAGCACAUUCGGGGAAGUCUGGGGUCCGUCGACCCUACUAUAUGAUUGUAAGAGCGUUUCUCCGUCUGGGUAGACAUUUAGUAGCAAAUACUACCAUGGAUAUAAUUUAUCCCCUUAAUUUAAUAGUGGAAACAUACUCGGCGCCCCUUUCGUCCUUAUCAGCACCGCUUCUCCCAUCAUCAUUGCCGGCAGCGUCAAUAGCAACAUUAGUUACUACAGCGAGGUACCGUUCACCGACACCUUACCCAGAAGAGUAUGAUUUAUGCAAGCUGGAGGAGGAACAGCGUGAAGCUGAUAUAAAUUUUGUUUUACUAUUUCAAAAGAGGUUGAAUUGUGAAA